Molecule: messenger RNA, 1044 nt
Organism: Mobula hypostoma (lesser devil ray)
Lineage: Eukaryota; Metazoa; Chordata; Chondrichthyes; Myliobatiformes; Myliobatidae
Exons: 10
Coding region: 1-852 (283 amino acids)
Source: RefSeq, a predicted model, not a curated record
AUGGAUCACAGACCUCAUGCCUUGGGGCCAAUCAAUCAAAACUGUGCAGAAACUUUAAACCAAUCUGAAAAACUAACUACUAUCGGAAGCCCCAAUCAACAGCUGAUUGACAAAAUAUUGGCAAGACGCAGAUAUGAGUGGAAAUUGGAGGAAUUAAAGGAAAAUUUGAAGAAAGAACUUUAUGAGCUUCAUUUACAGAAGAAACAUUUGAAAACAGAAUUUACGAUUCCUUCACACACACAUGACAAUCAGAAUGCCCUUCAGGCUCAAAUUAUUCAGAUUAGGAACAAACUCCCAGCCAUGGAAGACCGAAUUAAAGAGCUAAGAUUGAGAAAUACUAAACACUGUGAGAAAAAAUUAAUUUCAUAUACUGAAGAGGAAGGAGCAGAACCAUAUCAGAUGAGAAACAUCACCAUGGUUCGCUCGAUACUCAAUGACAUGGUGGAAAAUUUGAUGGAUGAUUACAUCCAGAAAGUUCCAGACCGAGCAGAUUGCUUCUCUGUAGAACAUUUGGCCCAAAAAAAUAUGCAGGAAGCUAACAGGCUAAUGAAACAAGUAGAGAAGGACAGAGUUACAAGUCUUAUUAUGGAGCAGUUUGUUUUGGAGGUUACACAUGAGUUGUCCAGUGAAGUUGCUGAAGAGAUCUACAAAGUAAGCCAGAUGAUCCACUCAUUAGCAUUUGGUGUUAUCUUUAAUGCAGUUCAGGAAAAUAGAAACCAGAGACAAAAGCAAAGUGGGGAUGUUAAGCAUACCCCGUCCUCUGAUCACCUGGUAACUUUGCUGUUGGAACAACAAAAAGACAGAGAGCUACACAGGAAAGGUUUAUGGGGGUCACAUCCGACACUGGCAUAAGGAAACAAGAAGGAAAGAAUGUCUGGUUGAUGACUGCAUAUAAUCCUGAACAUGGUGAUGAUUAACUUGAUAUACUAUGAAAUCUGUCAACACAAUGGAAUGAGAUGAAAAAUUCACAAUUACAUGUAACAAGAAUGCAACAAGCAUUUGAUAAGCCAGAAAAGAAAGUACCCAUUAUUUGCAUCAAGACAC